ACAAGAGUGGGACCCCCGCCGGUUUCCGCCACUUGGCCCCCCGAUUCCUCUUGAAAGACCUUGACAAGUAGACGAAAACUGUGGCGUGCAACCGCCAGAACAGAAAAGCCGAGAGGAGGCUGCUUAUUCAACAGGUGCGUUCGCGGUGUGACCUAAGAUCGCAUUUCUAAGUCACUGCUGCAUCUUUGAGAACCAAGAUGGCUUACUGUGGGCCGUUCAAUCUUAUGAGACGGGUUCCUGUGCGUCUUCGUCGGGAGACCUGUCUGUCUUUUUCAUCUAAAGACACCAUAGCUGCCGUUCGGGCAACGCACCAACCAGUCAAGAAACGUCAGAGGAAAAGAGACAGGAGGCCCACCUGGGCUGCUGAUUUGUCCUGGGAGGACAGGCUGGCCUCAGUGGUCACCCCCCUGUGGAGGCUCACUUAUGAUGAGCAACUUGAAGUCAAGCAAAAACAUCAGGAGAAGAUACUGGAGCAGCUCUGCGAAGGCGGAAAGAUCACGUUCCCCGUCCUGCCUAUCCUGCCGUCCCCAGUUAGGGACGGUUAUCGAAACAAGUCGACGUUCUCCGUCAACAGGGGAGUGGACGGGAACCCCAAGACAGUUGGGUUUUACGUGGGCAAAGGCAAGGAUGGCAACAUUGUGUGCGUCAAUGGAGACCACCUUCCCAACAUGCCGGAGAAGCACAAACAGGUGGCCAGACGCUACCAGGAAUUCAUCCGCCGUUCUUCCCUGCAGCCCUGCCUCCUCCUUCACGACGGGGGGCACUGGAGAGAGGUCACGGUGAGGACCGACGCAGCCGGCAACACCAUGGCCAUCGUGUAUUUCCACCCACAAGGGCUCUCCCGGGAGGAGGUGGCGGCCCACCGGGAAGACUUGGCCGAGUUCUUCGCCAAUGGCGCGGGGUCGGCUUGUGAGCUGGACUCACUUUACUUCCAGGAGAGCGCCAUGACCCGUUGUACGCGUGAGGACUCGCCCUACCAGCUCCUGUUCGGUCACACGCACAUUUAUGAGCAGCUUCCGCAUCUCUCCGGACGCAUUCUUCCAGUCCAUCACCGAGUGAUCCGGGCCUUACGCAGCCAGCCCGCCAUCCGCCGUCUGGUCUACGUGUCCUGCAAGUCGGAGGGCGAGGCCAUGAGGAACUUCAGGGAGCUUUGUUGUGCACCCGACCCAAAGAGGAAACUCCAGGGGGACGCCUUUUCUCCAAGUCUGGCUGUGCCCGUGGACAUGUUCCCUCAUACGGAACACUGCGAACUGGUGAUUCUGUUUGAGAGGUAGCGAAUGACAUCUUCCACGCAUCGGGAUCGGGUCUGCUGUCUCCGUGACAGCUCCACCUCCUUGCCUGUGGGACACUUUGCCAUUGCAACCACAUAUUGGAUUCAUCCGCUCCCGUACGGCUUUGACUCUUUUGUGCCUGUGGCACGCUUUUGUUUUACACCAAGUCCUGCAGUCAGGCAGUAUUUCUCGCUAAAAUGCAAACUAAUCGUUGUUGUGUAAAAACAUACUGUAGCAAGACGGCAAGUGUAGCAUAAAAAGCGCUCUGGCGGAUCAAUAAAGUUUUUACCUUGUUCCCUGUAGUCGGUACUUCUUGAAAUGGGAAUUCAUCCAAAGCUAGCAGUUGCUA
This is a messenger RNA of Hippocampus comes (tiger tail seahorse), 1620 nucleotides long. RefSeq names its product tRNA methyltransferase 2B (gene trmt2b). Lineage: Eukaryota; Metazoa; Chordata; Actinopteri; Syngnathiformes; Syngnathidae. Bases 198 to 1274 code for a protein of 358 amino acids. The record is from RefSeq and is a predicted model, not a curated record. Gene Ontology annotation, molecular function: RNA binding. The transcript is spliced from 2 exons.